Messenger RNA from Vollenhovia emeryi, 1674 nucleotides. RefSeq names its product serine protease gd-like. Gene Ontology annotation, molecular function: serine-type endopeptidase activity. Gene Ontology annotation, biological process: proteolysis. Bases 22 to 1047 code for a protein of 341 amino acids. The transcript is spliced from 3 exons. NCBI's taxonomy places the organism in Eukaryota, Metazoa, Arthropoda, Insecta, Hymenoptera, Formicidae. The record is from RefSeq and is a predicted model, not a curated record.
UUGUUUCUGUACUCUAGGAGAAUGUGCAAUUUAAGAUAUAUGUUACUUUUUAUUUCAGUGUCGGGUAAAAAUAUCAAAGCUAAUAUCGAGUUGGGGCACAUUGUGUAUCCGCCAAACAAAGAGCCACUACUGCAGUUUCAGCCGUGGCAUCGAAAUUCAAGUAACUAUCGCAUAAAUAAUCCGAAUUACAAUAGUAACGACGAAUGCGGUGUUACCGACUACUACACCGAUAGCAUAAAUAGACAGAUUCCCAAUGGGGCGAACACAUUACCAGGCCAGUGGCCGUGGGUGGUUCCAGUCUACUAUAUUCGUAAAAAAGAGAAGGAUUUUAUAACAACAUACGAAUUUCAAUGUGGUGGUUCUAUUUUGACAAACAAACAUAUAAUAACAGUGGCGUACUGUGUGUUUUCGGAGAUCGAUAUACAAAAUCCCAAAUAUAUACAACCCAACAAUUUGGAGGUGGUCUUUGGGCAAUAUAACUUGUUCAAAUUGCACGGAGAUGGAAUUGUCAAUAUAAAAGUUGCGUUCUACAUCCUUCAUCCCGAUUUUGACUAUUAUCUUACCUCCAAUCUGGCGAUUUUGACCCUGAAGAAGCCUGUAGAGUACACACCUUUAACUAAACCUAUUUGCCUAUGGUCCGACUAUAGUUCGACCACUCUUGAAGAUGUCGUCGGUAAGACGGGGUAUGUUGUAGGAUGGGGCCAAGACCCGUUGGGUCAUCGUGAUUUCCAAGAACAGCGGAUGAUAAAGGUGACGAUAGCGGGUCAAGAAAAUUGCCUCCGGAGUGAUAAUAGAUAUAUUUCUUACACCUCGAAUCGUACCUUUUGCGCCAAUUCGUUAGACGAAAAAAACGGUCUUUGUGACGGUGACUCGGGGAACGCACUGGUGCUGCUGAACAACCACACAGGCCGUUAUGAGUUACGUGGUCUUUAUUCGGGAGGUUUAGCUAGUGGAAAUACCACUUUGCUCUGCGAUCCACGGUUAUACGAUAUCUACGUUGAUGUAGUCCAUUUCAAAUCUUGGAUUCAACGACAGAUUUUGACGUAACGCUGGUCUUUCGCCACAAAAUUCAAUAGCGACAAGUUUCAUUUAUGCAAAGUUUAUCCGAAGUUUAGCCAGGGCACUUAAGUAGAGUAACACGUGAGAAUUAAACAGUUACGAAUUUUACUUUCGAUUGUUUAGAGUAAACUAGGGUAUUAUGGCCUAUACGGAAAAGUUAAUAGCUUGUUAUUUCUUUAAUAAUCACUAAACAGUACGUUUCUCUAAUCAUUCUUGAUAAUAAUCGAUAUUUAACGUGGUUUAUGUGUGUAGUAUGAAAGUGUUAAUAUCGUACCAUGUUUUCACUUUUGACUGUCUGCACAAUUUUUACGAAACAUGGAUUUACUACAAACUAUUAAAACAUAGAAAAAUGUACAGUUAUUUUAACCAACGUUAGACACAUAACAAAGAUAUGUCAAUUUUUGUGUUUGUUUUCACUAUUUUUCCGUUUUUCUAUCCCGUAAUACUGUAGCUAUCUUUCCUUUAUAAGUUUGGAAAAAUGAUGAACGCUCAUGUUGUAAUAUUUUAAUAAUAUACAAAUGUUUUACAAAGUUUUUUUCAAUGCCGAUAGCAUUACGGGUAAAUAUGCCGAAUAGGUCACACCUCACCGAUUUCCUCGCCACUUAUGUUGGUAUG